Molecule: messenger RNA, 2215 nt
Organism: Liolophura sinensis
Lineage: Eukaryota; Metazoa; Mollusca; Polyplacophora; Chitonida; Chitonidae
Product: thioredoxin reductase-like selenoprotein T1b
Exons: 5
Biological process (GO): cell redox homeostasis
Cellular component (GO): endoplasmic reticulum membrane
Molecular function (GO): thioredoxin-disulfide reductase (NADPH) activity
Source: RefSeq, a predicted model, not a curated record
ACGAAAAUGGCGGACGACUUCACUCGUAUGUCGUUAGUGGGUCUCUUUGUAUGUUUUCUUCUGUUAACAUGGCGAGAUUUAUCAGGGAAUGAACAACAAGUCAAUGCACAAAAGGAUAUAAAAGCGCCAAAGUUUACAAAAUUUGCAGGACCCACGAUAAAGUUUCUUUUCUGCUAUUCCUGAGGGUACAGGAAGGUCUUUGACCAGUAUGCUCACGCCAUCCAUGAGCGCUUUCCCGCUCUGACGGUUGAAGGGGACAAUUUCCCGCCUCCUCCUGUCAGAUCUAUGGGCGCUCAAGUUUUAAAUAUCCUAAAAUUAGUUUUGAUUGGUGUCAUUGUGGCUGGUUACAAUCCGUUCCCCUCGAUGAACAUAGAGACACCAGCCGUUUUUAACUGGGCUUUAGAAAAUAAGAUAUAUGCAUGCUUGAUGAUUUUUUUUAUUGGCAAUGCUAUUGAAGGACAACUUAUAUCAACGGGGGCCUUUGAAGUCGCAUUUAAUGAUGUUCCCGUUUGGUCAAAAUUAGAGACGGGUCGUAUACCCAACCCUCAGGAGAUGUUCCAGAUCAUAGAGAACCAGAUGAGGCUGAAUGGAGGAGUGCCGCAGUAGUGAAUUCUGUCUGCCUGGGGCAGCUCGCUGAGUUCAAAUUGACGUGGUGAUUCUGUGGAGACCACUGAGCUGACUUUAUGACGGCCAGGACUGAAAGCAGUCUUUAAUCUGUAUGUCCUGACCUGAGGCCCUGUCAAGCAAUGUGGACUGAGCAGAGUUACCUGCCUUGAUUUGAUCUCAACAAGCCAUCGCAGUGAGGGAGCGCUGCACUAAUGAACGAAGAGGAAAUGUACGAUUUAUGAAAAUGUCAAGAUUUUUUUUUUGGUGAUACUAUUAUUAUACAGAUCAGUUAGUUUGUGUACCUGUAGGUGAAAUGAUCAGUCAGUUUGUUUACCUGUAGGUGAAAUGGAUUGUGAAACGAUCUGUGUCAAAAAUGCAAGAAAACCAAGUUAAAUUGUAUAUUGUCUUUUAGAGCGGAACUAAUCAGAGUUAUGAUGUCAGUAACAAAGUUAGUCUAUGUUGUUUUUAUGUAAAUAUUCAUUGUGCAAUUGUGGUUUUGAACAGUAAUCAACAGUCCCACAUAUUUUGCCUUUACCACUAUCUGGUUAAUUUAUGAAUAUCUUGUGAACCUGGUUAGUUCAGUUGUAUUGCCAAACAAGGCAUACCUCAGAACAGUUUCAACAGUUUAACCCUCCGCUUAUCAUGUUGUUGUACAGGUAUUCAAGGUACGAGUUAGUGAUGUCACUAUUAUUUGUGCAAUUGGGUCACACUUAGGUAACAGACAUUUUACAGUUUUGAGAAAGUAAACCAUGGACCUUGGUCGGUUUCAUGUAUAUCUUCAUUCAGAUGGGUUAAUUGGACAAAUAACAUUGAUGUCACGCGCUACUCAUAGCAUGAAAACCCAUGGCUUAUCCUCUCUAAUACUCGGUUAGUUUGAACCGAGUUUGAUGACUGCAUAAAGUUACAAUGUUUAUUUACUAACGGUCAGAAUGAAAAUAUAUCUGCAAAUAUUAAGAAACAAAAUGCUGUAAUGCAGUAAAGGACCUGUUAAGGUUACCUUUCUGACUGUGCCCACUUUAGCAUUCCAUCACUAAAGAAGUCAAUUCAUCUCUAGCCAUCUGAAAUUGGGGAAAAUGCUCUAAUUUUGAGAUGAAAUCCAAAUCUUUAUAGUCUCAGACUGAACUCUUUCAAUCUAUGGUACAAGUAUAUGUUGUGUUUUGAUGGUUUCACUGGAUUAAAAACAAUUGUGAUCCAUGUGCUUUGUUCAUGUUACGUCCUGUUUUGGUCAAUGGGUUUAAGGAUUGCUGUUUAAACUGUGAGGUCACCCUAUGGAAUUUGUCAUUAUUUCACCAGCCUGUUAAUUUUCCUCAGAGGGCAUUGUUUUGAUGAUGGAUUUAAAAACGAAUAAUCUUACCUCUAGGAAUCUUUUAAAUCCUUAAUGUUUUCUACGCAACUCGUUGUCAUGGUGAUUUUUAAGAAAAGAUUUGAAUAAAUAUUCUAAAGAUGUAAAUAACGACAUUUCCUCCACCUGGUCAUUCGUUUCGAAAUGAUGAACUCUGGUGUACAUGUAUUUUAUAUGCCCACAUUUGAUGUGCGGAAGAAAAAGAAUUAACAUUUGUCUCCUGAAAAUGUCUGUAAUGUGAUAAAUAAAGAUACGUAAAAAAAUUCU